Messenger RNA from Adineta ricciae, 660 nucleotides. NCBI's taxonomy places the organism in Eukaryota, Metazoa, Rotifera, Eurotatoria, Adinetida, Adinetidae. The record is from the annotation of a GenBank genome assembly.
AUGCAUUUAUUUCCGAGAUUUUAUCAAAUAUUCCAGUUUUUCAACCAAGUCGAUCGUUUAUUUAUAUGUUAUCCAAAACUUGAUGAUUACAAGUAUACUUACCAUGAUGAAAUUGAUCGGCUAUGCUCAUCAAUUAAAGAAGAGCUCGAUUUAAGUGACGAUCAUAAUUCCAAAUGGAUCUUUUAUAAUCCAACGUUUGCGAUGAAAAGAGACUUAUCGAAAAACGCCAAUAAUUUUCUAUGUAUUUAUUUGUUUCACGAACUCCUUCAGUACUUCCCACGUGAUGACCGAGCUAAACAACAAUUCAAACAGCCUUCGAAAAUGCAUUACGAGAGCAAAAUAUCGAUGAACUUUACCAGCUGCGAUAUUUCCUUGCUGGUCUGUAUGAUUGAGGAUUUAAACACUCAACAUGAACAACCCCAGUGUCUUGUUUAUCAAUCGAUGAAGCUGAGUCGAAACGAAUUGAAAAAGUUCUCCGAAUAUCAAGGUAAACUCUUAUUAUAUAAAGGAGUUCUGUUUGCAAGCCAGAUGUAUCCUCAGAAACGAACUAAUGUUCUCUUGAAAAUUGAAAGUAACGUCAAUUACUCGAACGAACGACAAGACACUCUUUUCGAUUUCAAUACCACAUUCAAAAUCAAAGAUGGUCAACAACUUUAUUAA